GAUGACGUUCACUGGUACUGUCAAAAACAAGCUCUCGCUAGUUUCGUUUCGGUGCUCGCUACGAAUAUGACGAAUUUGUCUACAGACUCUCGCUGGUCUGUUAUUGGUUUCGUUUCUACUGUUGUUGAUAUUGAUAUUGCUGCCUGAAUCGUUCAGUUGCUUGAAGCUUGAAACGUGUAGUGACAGCUAGAAGAAGUAACAGCCAAGUGCGACAAGGGUAGAGUAUCCACACGCGGUCUUCUGCAUAGUUGGCAACCAUAGUGAGAGUGAGUGAGAACAAGUCAAAGCUGAUUACGUAGACCCCUCGGUGAGGGUUCAGGCACCAACACUUUCGCGUGACGAGGGGCUACCUAUCUCUUUCGAGCCAGUAUCGGCAAAUAUGCGGUAAAAGGGAUAAGAAACCUGUUCAUUAGUAUGGAUUAGUUUUCUACCGUUUAUAGUGCUAUUUUUUCCUGUAGAUCGCUCUGCUCGUAGUGACGGAGCAGUAUACGUAAGAGAAACAAGACGUUUAGUGGAUCCGAUUUCAAGGUCACUCAUCGGUUGGACAGAGGGGUGCCCAAGCGGAGUGAAUUUCCCCAGUUUCCGAAUAAAUAUUUUCCCCGCGCACCAGCGCGUGGAGAAAUUCUGUGUAUUACCCAAACCGGUACCAACGCCGCCCUUACUGGCUAGAAGAAGGCAGGAAACUGCCACCACGGAAUUUCAAACUGGCUGGGAACUCCCGAGGGUUGUGGCAUCUGAAGCAGGAAGCUAUGGACAAUAUGGUCGAGGAGAAUGGAUCAUCCUCGCUAGAUCCGUUGGCCAGCUCGGAACAGCACAACAACAGCAGUUCAAGCUCGGUAGGUGGAGCCGGAUCGGCUAGCAACAAUAACAACAGUUCCAACAAUACCGAAAACCUAAACUCGUCGCCAAACGUCGUACAAAUCAUACCGGCAUCGCAAAGCACCGGUGGUGGUGUACAGGCACAUUCAGUGAUACAACAGAACCAGCAGUCGGUGAUACAGACGGCGGCCGGUCAGAUACCCACGUUACCCAGAGGCGUAUUAUUAGUGUGUAACAAACCCAGCUCAGUAAUUCACACCACACAAGGUAGUUUGCAGGCUAUACAGAUUAAACCAGAGCCGAACGUUGGCAGCGGCGGAAGUAUAAUGACAGACACCAACAGUGACGACACGCUGUCGGACGAUGAGACGCCCAAGAAGCGAAGGGAUUUACUAACUCGACGACCAUCCUAUCGUAAGAUUCUGAGCGACCUCGGCGGAGCGGAAAUUGCAAAUGCCCAAAGUCCAGACGGCCCAGGACUGCAUGCGAUAGCAGCAACCGGCGGUGGCGUAGUGCAAUAUACCCAGGCCCAGGAUGGUCAAAUUUACGUACCUCAUCUCUUUCCCAAUGCAGUCAUGGGCGGCAACGUGCAGCUGGAAGACCAGUCACGCAAACGGGAGAUGCGCCUGCAGAAGAAUCGAGAAGCGGCACGUGAGUGUCGACGCAAGAAGAAGGAAUACAUCAAGUGCCUGGAGAAUCGAGUGGCCGUAUUGGAGAACCAGAAUAAGGCCUUGAUCGAGGAACUCAAAUCCCUGAAGGAGCUCUACUGCCAGCAGAAGAACGACUGAGAAGGACCGGACGAAACUACUACCGUUGUUACUGUUGUUACUUCUGCCGGCCGGCGAAGGGACUUCAGCAGUCCCGUCUCGAGGUAGAAACUACCAUCGAAUAGGUUUAUUAUUUUGUACCAUGCAAGUGUCUCUUGGUAGACACGGAAAUUUAAAGAGAUAGAGCGACCGAGGGAAUAAUAGGAAAAGUAAAACGAAGCAAACCUGUAAAAGGCACGAGGUAAAAAAUAUUCUCCCUUGGUGUCGAUUAGAGUGCAGGACACAAACACACAUUUUAAGAUCCAUCCAAGAAACAUUUACACAAACAGGAAAACUGAAAAUUUAACUUUUAGAGCACCCCACUGGAUAAUGCCAUAUGAGGAAAAGAAAUAUGUUCUUAGUCUAUUGAAAGGCAGGAUAUGCAUUAAAAAUGCAUAAAAACGCAUACAAAAUAAUAGACGUUUUACUUGGUGUUCAGGGGGUAGCGCUUAACGAGUGUCCAUGUUUCUAUUCUUUUUUCUGUUAGUAGCAUUAGGAAAACAUAUUGUACAGUGGAUGAAACAAAACAAAAAAUUACACAAAAAACAAUGUUUGUUGUAUUUCUUUAUAGUUGUACAGAAAGAUAGCGCUGUAAUUUGUAGCUCUUUGAACGGUACCUAUUCAGCGCUGUUUCAAAUUUUUUGGAUUACUAAAUUAAUCAAAUAUGUGGAGAAGGAUGACUACCGCCGUCAGAAAGCUAAGCGCGGAGAUCGUAGAUUAUUCAGUGUGAUGAAUCCUUUUCCUUUCCUCAAAGAGGUCAACGAACUACUCGACGAUUGUUGUGUCUGUUUAACAAUCAUCGCUAGGGACAGAAUUAAAUGCUUUGUCUGUUUUCUGUUUUUUUGAAACUGAUUACUUAUGUGUGCGAGAAAAGCACACUUUGUGACACUGUAAAAUAACUUUAGCGAAAAAAGAAACGAAAAUACUGAAGCAAGAUUAGCAGGAUGCAAAGGUGGAAACAAAAACUUAGGGCAAAGGUAAGGAACCCCUACUGGUAAAGAAUGUUGCUAAAGGCAAAUGUGUACAUUUAGAGAGAUAAAAAGAGGAAAACUAAUUUAAGAGAAAACCAUUUUUACUUAUACACAAGAAAUACCUAUAUAUUGUAUGUAAUGACGUAAGAAAGAUAUAAAAUAAUAAAGAAAACUCUAGGAGGCGAAUUUUUACUAAGAAACUAAACUGAAUUGAGUGAGGUGAAUUUUCUGAACUGUGGGUUAAGAAAUUUACGACGAUAUCAAAAAGGUAAACAAUGAAAAAUGCUAUUUUUCUGCAUACAAAAAAAAAAAACAAAACAAAACAAACAUACAAAACUAGUGUAGCAGCAUUUGUGCUGCGUUUGAUUUACACAAUACUAAGUCCGGCACCGAAAUUUCUGUGUCUCAAAGUUAGUAACAAGAUAGCAGAUCUUGUGAGUGUCAAAAUGGAACAUUUUUGGACCACAGUGGCACCAGAAUCAAUCACGUGUAGUGCGUGAGACGAAUGCCGGGAGACAGAAAAAAUACAAUUAUUUGACGUCAAGUAGCUAAAUUCCAACCAACAAUGGAAGAUACUGUUAAUUGAGAAAGAAAACAAAUAUAAAUAAAUUGAUGAAAG
Sabethes cyaneus is the source of this 3215-nucleotide messenger RNA. RefSeq names its product cyclic AMP response element-binding protein B (gene CrebB). The transcript has 7 exons. Gene Ontology annotation, biological process: regulation of transcription by RNA polymerase II. NCBI's taxonomy places the organism in Eukaryota, Metazoa, Arthropoda, Insecta, Diptera, Culicidae. Gene Ontology annotation, cellular component: transcription regulator complex; nucleus. Bases 750 to 1607 code for a protein of 285 amino acids. The record is from RefSeq and is a predicted model, not a curated record. Gene Ontology annotation, molecular function: protein binding; RNA polymerase II cis-regulatory region sequence-specific DNA binding; DNA-binding transcription factor activity, RNA polymerase II-specific.